AUGUAUCUCUCUCUCUCUGUCAAAAUUAGACCUAUUGCUUCUUCUCUUCCCCAAACAACACCCAUAUAUGCCUCUGCUGAAACUCCUCCCUCAACCACCAGAUCUUCUAACCCACCAUCUCAAAAAUUCAACCUCGCCACCACAACUUUACCUGUUUCAGAAGCAGAAAUGCUAAAUGAAACCACCUCACCAUCAUCAUCACCAUCUCCUCAAUCCCCACCUUACUACGAACUCACAUCUGAUACUGAACCAUCUGACCCUCAAUCCCCCACUUUGGCUCAGCUCCAAUCCUGUGCUCUGGCCUCUCAAAAGCCAUCACAUCCUGAACCUGAAACCGAAGUCACUUCCCCACCUCCGGACCAUCCAAUUCCAACCACAUCUGAACCACAACCAUCUGAACCAACCCACUAUGAAUCACAACCAUCAGAACCAACCCACUCUGAACCACAACCAUCUGAACCAACUCACUCUGACAUACCACCACCCAUCACUUCCGCUGACCCAACAACUCCCACACUUAAUCUAAGUUCCCCUAUCUCACCCUCCUCACCCUCCCAAUCCUCUGCCAAUGAACCAGAAACUACUCUUCCUACCCUUGAAGAAGCAAUCAAGGUUUUUGCAGAGUCUUUAGUUGAAAAGGUCAAAGAAGCUGAAGCAAAGGCUAUUGCUGAUGCUGCUGCUGAGGCUGAGGCAAAAGCUAAAUCCGACGUUGAAGAAGCAGCUGGCAUUGCUGAAGAAGCUGCUGCAAAAGCCAACGCUGAUGAACUGACUCAGGGGGAGCACUCCAACUCUGGGACUCUGAACACUUCGCAGGAUUCUGACUAUACAUCAGAUAUAAAAUUAUGUCAGAUAUUCGAUGAUCAGAUGCCACUCAAAAAGGAUACGUCUAGACGGUUCUGA
Messenger RNA from Lathyrus oleraceus (garden pea), 900 nucleotides. RefSeq names its product extensin-like. The record is from RefSeq and is a predicted model, not a curated record. Bases 1 to 900 code for a protein of 299 amino acids. Lineage: Eukaryota; Viridiplantae; Streptophyta; Magnoliopsida; Fabales; Fabaceae. The transcript has 3 exons.